Molecule: messenger RNA, 4394 nt
Organism: Ceratina calcarata
Lineage: Eukaryota; Metazoa; Arthropoda; Insecta; Hymenoptera; Apidae
Gene: Pfas
Product: phosphoribosylformylglycinamidine synthase
Exons: 19
Coding region: 94-4191 (1365 amino acids)
Biological process (GO): 'de novo' IMP biosynthetic process
Cellular component (GO): cytoplasm
Molecular function (GO): phosphoribosylformylglycinamidine synthase activity
Source: RefSeq, a predicted model, not a curated record
UGGAUUGGCAACACGUGGUGGGAAACCUGUUGCUCGUGUGAGUUUGAGAACGGAACGUGAAGAAGUUAUUAGACGUCGUUACGAAAGAAACGCAUGCAAUUGACCUCUCGACAUCGCCUCGAUGUUGCAAUUACAAGACUGAUAAAUCGAGAUAUCCUGACGAUUCGUUUGCCAAUUCACUGGGGGGUCUCGUUGAACGUAAUCUCGUUCAACAAACCAGUACCAAUCAUGGGUAUCACAAGACUGUACAAGAGUCCUGGCUUGAAACCAGGACAGGUGAGAAACAAGUGUGAGAAUCUUAAACGGAAAGUAGCUCAGAUUACUGAUUUGCAAACAGAGUUGUGCUAUUAUAUUGAAACUAAUGAAUCUUUGACUGAAGAGGAAUCGAAAGUGCUGCAAUGGAUCUUAUCUCCGCCUUUAACGUCGAACGAUUUAAAAGACACGAGUAUAUUCGACGAGAAAUCGAGUAACUGCCUUACGAUAGAAAUCGGACCGAGAUUGAACUUCUCGACGGCGUUCUCAAGCAAUGCCGUGUCGAUUUGUAGAUCUGUACGUUUAAAUAAAAUAAUAAGAAUCGAAGUAGCCAUCAGAUAUCGUGUUUCAUACGAGAAUGGAGCAAUCAACGAACAACUCGAAGCUGAUAUUACAGACUUGUUACACGACAGAAUGACAGAAUGCAGAUACACGAAACCGUUGGAUACGUUUGACCAUGGGUUUCGACCGGACAACUGGUUCGAAGUCGACGUUCUGGAGGAAGGGAGAGCAGCGCUGGAAAAAGUAAACUCAAAGCUGGGCCUGGCAUUCGACAAUUGGGACUUAGACUUUUACACGGAUUUAUUUCUGAACAAAUUGAAGCGGAAUCCGACGAGCGUCGAGUGCUUUGACUUGGCGCAAUCCAACAGCGAGCACAGCCGCCACUGGUUCUUCAAAGGUCGUAUGAUCAUCGACGGCGAAGAAAAGAAGGAGUCUCUGAUCGAUAUGAUCAUCGAGACACAGAAAUACUCGAAUCCGAACAAUACGAUUAAAUUUAGCGAUAACAGUAGCGCGAUCAAGGGAUAUCGAACAGAAACGUUACGUCCAGGCAAGACUCACGUGUGCAGUCCCUUCCACCUGGUGAAUGUGGACCAAGAUUUAAUAUUCACUGCGGAAACUCACAAUUUCCCAACCGGAGUUGCUCCGUUUAGCGGAGCUACAACUGGGACCGGAGGAAGAUUGAGAGAUAUCCAAGGAAUAGGCAGAGGAGGACAUUACAUUGCCGGAACCGCAGGUUACUCGGUUGGCAACCUGCAUAUUCCAGGGUAUGAUUUACCAUGGGAAAAGAAUUCGCUGUAUCCUAGUAACAUGGCUUCUCCGUUGGAAAUAAUAAUCGAAGCUAGCAACGGAGCGUCCGAUUAUGGGAACAAGUUUGGCGAACCAGUCGUAGCUGGGUUUGCUCGUUCGUUUGGUACGACGGAUGAGAACGAUGUGCGGCGCGAGUGGAUUAAGCCGAUAAUGUUCAGCGGAGGAUUGGGUACCAUGGAUGCGGACAUGUCCCAGAAAAUCCCGCCAGGAAAAGGUAUGGAAGUGGUAAAAAUCGGUGGUCCCGUUUAUAGAAUAGGCGUGGGAGGCGGUUCGGCCAGUUCUAUCGAGGUGCAAGGCGAUAACAAAUCGGAAUUGGAUUUUGGAGCUGUGCAACGAGGGGAUCCGGAAAUGGAACAGAAGUUGAACAGGAUGGUUCGCGCUUGUACCGAGAUGGGAUCGCGAAAUCCUAUUCUCAGCAUACACGACCAAGGCGCCGGAGGCAACGGCAACGUCUUGAAAGAGUUAGUAGAGCCCGCGGGUGCGGUGAUAUUCGCGAAGAAGUUUGAAUUGGGCGACCCGAGUAUCAGUACCAUGGAGCUUUGGGGCGCCGAGUAUCAGGAGAACGACGCUAUUCUCUGCAGAUCGCAGGACACCGAUCUACUUAAAGAAAUAGCGGUUCGAGAGAAGUGUCCUGUGAAUUUCGUAGGGACAGUUACGGAAGAUGGAAAGAUUAUUCUUUCGGAGGAGGAGGAUUGCGAUCCAUCAAAAUAUUUAAAUGCGAAUUACAAGUACGAGACAAGGCAUCCGGUCGAUUUGGAGUUGGAACUGGUGCUUGGAAAGAUGCCUCGAAAGACGUUCAAUCUCAAAAGACUAGCAGUUCGGUUACCUCCUAUGAAACUGCCAAACGUAACUGUGGAAGCUGCCUUGGAAAGAGUAUUACGUUUGCCGUCGGUAGCGAGCAAACGCUAUUUGACUAACAAGGUUGAUCGUUGCGUUACCGGGUUGAUCGCGCAGCAACAGUGCGUCGGGCCGCUGCACACUCCCGUUGCAGACGUUGCUGUAACAGCGAUCUCUCAUUUCUCCACGGUUGGUAUAGCAACUUCGAUUGGGGAACAACCGAUAAAGGGUCUGGUCGAUCCAGCGGCCGGAGCUCGCAUGUCCGUGGCAGAAGCGCUGAGUAACUUGGUCUUCGCACACAUUUCCGAUAUUCAAGAUGUUAAAUGCAGCGGGAAUUGGAUGUGGGCUGCUAAAUUGCCGGGAGAAGGUGCCGCGUUAUACGAGGCGUGUUCCGCGAUGUGUUCGAUCAUGAAGGAAUUAGGAAUCGCGAUCGACGGUGGCAAGGAUUCUCUCAGUAUGGCUGCACGGAUCGGAGAAGACGUCGUGAAAUCGCCAGGGACUCUCGUAGUUUCUUGCUACGCUCCUUGUCCGGACAUUCGUCAAGUAGUCACACCUGAUCUCAAGGCGCCCGCAGCUGGAGAGAACGGUUACGUGCUCUUCGUGGAUUUGUCGAACGGACAGAAUCGAAUCGGUGGCACAGCCUUCGCUCAGGUUUACAAUUCUCUGGGCAACGAAACACCGGACGUGGAUCGUUCUGACACGUUGAAGAACGCUUUCCGAGCUACUCAACGUUUAAUAGCAGAGGGGAAGAUACUGGCAGGACACGAUAUCAGCGACGGAGGACUUAUCGCGUGUCUUUUGGAGAUGUGUUUCGCUGGUAUUUCUGGGAUGAAUCUCAAUAUAUCUCACAAAUCGGGGUCUGCUCUCGAAGUACUCUUCGCCGAAGAACUCGGAUGGAUAUUGGAAGUGAAACAGACGAAUCAUAAUUACGUUUUGGAUGUAUUCAAGCAGUUCAAAGUUCCCGUGUAUCUGAUCGGACGAUCGGAAGGCUUCGGAUUAUCGUCCAAGGUGAAAGUUCGGGUGCAGGAGGAAACGGUUCUGGAUUCGACGGUGUUAUCGUUGAUGUAUUUAUGGGAAGAGACCAGCUAUCAAUUAGAGCGUCGACAGAAGAACGUCGAGUACGCGCUCGAAGAGUUUACUGGACUGAAGGACAGAACUGCGCCAGCUUACAAAUUAACGUUCGAUCCCGAUGUCAGGCCCCAGGUUCCUGUUCGGAAAGCCAACGUUGCUGUUGCUGUGAUAAGGGAGGAAGGCGUAAACGGUGAUAGGGAAAUGGCAGCGACUUUGAUGCGAGCAGGCUUCGAAGUUUGGGACGUAACGAUGCAGGAUUUGUUGCGAGACAAAAUUACUUUCGACAGAUUCAGGGGUGUCGUGUUCCCUGGUGGUUUCAGCUACGCAGACGUACUGGGCUCUGCGAAAGGAUGGGCAGCGAGCCUUUUAUUCCAUCCGUCUCUACGGAAGCAAUUGAAAGGAUUUAUUUCGCGCGAGGACACGUUCAGCUUGGGAGUUUGCAACGGCUGUCAACUGAUGUCUCUGUUAGGAUGGAUAGGAACUGAAAAUGACGAAGAGGCGAACGUUUUCCUGGAUCACAACGCGUCGGAGAGAUUCGAGUGCCGGUGGAGUACCGUAAAGAUUGAGAAAUCACCGUCGAUCAUGUUAAAUGGUAUGGAAAACAGCGUGUUAGGAGUGUGGAUCGCUCAUGGCGAGGGAAGGUUUACGUUCCGUAACCACGAGGUUUUAGAGAAACUGAAGAGAAGUCAUUGUCUGGCUAUUAAAUACGUGGAUGAUUACGGUAAUCCGACUGAACGGUAUCCACUUAAUCCUAAUGGAAGCACAGAGGGUAUCGCUGGUAUCUGCUCCACGGAUGGCCGACACUUGGCGGUGAUGCCACACCCCGAGCGUUGUACGGAAAUAUGGCAAUGGCCCUGGAAGCCCACCGACUGGAAAUACGUCAAUUCACCAUGGCAGCGUAUUUUCGACAACGCUUACGCGUGGUGCGUGUCGAAAUGUUGAUCGAUCACAUUGUGCGUUUUGCGAAAGUGCGUACGUACACGCACUCUCCUCCUUUUUUUUUCUUUCAAUAAACUAUCGCGUCACCACGCCGUUUGACAAGUCUUACACUAUUACGGAUCAAAAAUCGUUUAUUUCCUAAAGUACGGUAACGUUGUUUUAUCAAAUAUGAAAAAAAUAGUGUGAUUAAAGUUCGUUGCUACUUA